Messenger RNA from Acanthisitta chloris (rifleman), 519 nucleotides. RefSeq names its product tumor necrosis factor receptor superfamily, member 17 (gene TNFRSF17). The record is from RefSeq and is a predicted model, not a curated record. The transcript is spliced from 3 exons. NCBI's taxonomy places the organism in Eukaryota, Metazoa, Chordata, Aves, Passeriformes, Acanthisittidae. Gene Ontology annotation, biological process: tumor necrosis factor-mediated signaling pathway. Gene Ontology annotation, molecular function: signaling receptor activity.
AUGGCACAUUGCCCCACAAAUGAGUACUUUGAUAACUUGCUGCUCUCUUGCACCCCUUGCCAUCUCCGCUGUUCCAGCGCGCCGCCGCCGUCCUGCCAGACCUACUCAGGGUAAGUUUUGCUCUGUACUGAUUCGAGUGGAAUCGUUUGGACCUGUUUGGUCUUAGGAGUAAUUUUGGUCCUCACUCUGUUUACCUUAAUGGUCUUGUUUAAAUGGAAGCACCUAAAGCAACUCAAAGAAAGACUGGAAAACACAGACUCCUCUGUGGAGCUGAAUAAUAUUCUCAAGGCUAAUACUGAGAGCAGAGUGAACACAGAAGGAAUUAGACACUCACUUCAAAGGGAAACAUUAAUGUAUCCAGUGGAAGAAUGCACUUGCAGUGACUGUGGUUUGGUAAAACCUCAGACUGGCUGUGAAACUUCAUUUCCAUUGCCAGCUACUGAAGAACGAGCUACUGUCCUAGUUACCACAAAAUCUUUUGAUUAUUGCAACUAUGUUCCGGGGAUUGGAUGUCUGUGA